AUGUCUCUCAUCAAUUCCCCUCUUGGUGCCGCCAAUGCCGGGAUAGCCCUGUUGGGAGCCAUCCUCAUGUAUGCGCACGAAUGCCCAAACGAUCCUAAGGGUCUCCUGAUGCGAUGUUUUAUGAUGUAUCGCGUCUGCUUCUCAUCAGAACCGGGGAUGAAUGCGGGCGACAACGCGAGCGACAAUAAAUAG
This is a messenger RNA of Penicillium cosmopolitanum, 192 nucleotides long. RefSeq lists its product as uncharacterized. The record is from RefSeq and is a predicted model, not a curated record. The transcript is spliced from 2 exons. Lineage: Eukaryota; Fungi; Ascomycota; Eurotiomycetes; Eurotiales; Aspergillaceae. The coding region runs from base 1 to 192 and encodes 63 amino acids.